CGUCGCCAACAUAAUCCAGAUCGUUGACUUCGGCUCCCGCGUCCUAAAACGUCUUGAAGAGUAUCAGUCCGAGCUGAGAGAAACCCCAGAAGCGUUCCGCCACAUCAAAGCUGAACUUCCCGCACUGUUGGAUGCCCUCCAGCAGACGAAAGCAGCGAUCGAUGGCGGAUACAUGCGAGAUGAGACGAAGAAGGCGCUCCUUCCUGCCGUGGAAGGGUGUGGAAUACAGAUUAAGUCGCUAGACGAUGUGAUUAGGAAAACACUACCUGCGCCUGGUGACUCUUUGGCCAGAAGAAGCAUGAAGGCAUUUGGUAGCCUUCGGUAUGAUGGAAAGGUGGAGAAGAUAAUAGUGGUGGUCCGUGGGUAUAUCCAGACGCUGACCUACCAUGCCGCUGCCUUAUCCUCACUAAGGCCAUUAGCAGGUAUAAUGCUCCCGCGAUGUAGCUAUCUACAUUUUAACAGUGUUCUUAUAGCCCAAACCAUUUCCCGUCCCUCACUGUUAGCCGAGUUACCCGUCGCCAAAGGAGCGUCCUUCGACUCUCACAUGGAGGAGCACAAUACAAAAUGUCUUCCAAAUACUCGAACUAAGUUGCAGCAUCAUAUAAUGGAAUGGGCGAAGGAUAGAAACGGCAAACCUAUAUUCUGGCUGAACGGUAUGGCUGGCACCGGAAAGUCUACAAUUGCACGGACUGUUGCCCAGUUGUUUGCCGACCAACAUCAAUUAGGAGCCAGCUUCUUCUUUAAGAGAGGCGAGGGAGAGCGCGGUAAUGCUACAAGGUUCUUCACCACCAUUGCUACAGAUUUAAUGGGUCAUGUGCCGGGAUUGAUAUCAGGCAUAAGGAAAGCAAUUGAUACCGAACCAGCUAUUUCCGAAAAAGCUCUAAAAGACCAGUUCGAGAAGUUAAUUCUCCAGCCACUCUCGGAGACAGCACCCGUUAAAGCCCUAGAAUUAACUAUCGUUAUAGACGCGUUGGACGAGUGCGAGCGAGACGAAGAUAUACGAGCAAUCCUCCAACUUCUUUCACAGACCAAGGGCCUUAAACCAGUGUCGUUACGGGUUUUUGUAACGAGCAGACCAGAGCUCCCAAUUCGUCUUGGGUUCAAACAAAUGUCAAACGGAACGCACCAAGAUCUAAUCCUUCACGAGGUACCAAAGCAGACAAUUAAACAUGACAUAACCGUCUUCUUAGAUCAUGAGCUCGGGGAGAUAAGAACGCAGCGAUCGCUGUCCCUAGACUGGCCUGCCAAGGAUCAAAUCCAGAGCCUAGUUGAGAUGGCUAUUCCGCUAUUCAUCUUCGCUGCUACAGUCUGUCGAUAUAUCGGAGGUAAAGGAGGGUAUCCAAAAGAGCGCUUGGAUAUCGUACUUCAGUACCAAACAACGAAAGCCUCAAAGCUUGAUAAGACUUAUCUCCCUAUCCUGAACCAGCUGCUUGAUGAUGAAGAUGAGGAUAAAGAAAGAUGGAUAAGUAGGUUUAGAGAAAUUGUUGGGAGUAUUAUUAUUCUAGAAAGUCCUCUAUCUAUUACCUCACUUGCACACCUCCUUAGUAUCCCCAAAGAUGAUGUUAGCUGCCGGCUAGACUCACUGCACUCUGUUUUCAGUAUCUCAAACGAGGAUACACCAGUAAGACUUCUGCAUCUGUCCUUUCGAGACUUUCUCCUCGACCCUCAAAAGCAGGAAAAGAGCCCAUUCUGGGUGGAUGAGAUAGGAACACACAAGAGGUUAGCCAGCAAGUGUCUUCAAAUACUAUCCACUCCAAAAGGUCUUAGGCAAAAUAUUUGCAACCUCCUAAUGCCCGGAGCUUUAAAAAGCGAGAUCGAUGAACGGACAAUAGCCAAAUAUUUGCCACCCGAAGUCCGAUAUGCUUGUCGCUAUUGGGCGUACCAUUUGGAGCAAAGUAAGCAGUGCAUCUACGAUGGUGACUCAGUUCACCUUUUUCUCCAACAGUAUUUUCUUUACUGGUUAGAAGCUAUGAGUCUUAUGGGAGAAGUAUAUAAAGGCAUCUAUACAAUCGAUAGCCUACAGGCGCUUACAGAUUCAGACAAGAGUGCUAGCUCAAGCUUUCUUCGCGAUGCGAAGCGAUUUGCGCUACGGUUCCGACCCAUACUUGAAGAUACCCCUCUACAGGUCUACUCUUCAGCCCUUAUUUUUGCUCCAGAGAUAAGCAUAAUACGAAAGACAUUUACUGACCACAUUCCAAAGUGGGUUAGCAGGCUAUCAAAGGUGGAAGACGAUUGGAACGCUUGCCGCAGCACGCUUGAAGGCCAUUCUGACCCGGUCUCUGCGGUAACCUUCUCGCCAGACGGCCAGCUAGUAGCAUCGGCAUCACGCGACAACACUGUGCGGCUGUGGGAGACAGCGACGGGGUCUUGCCGCAGCACGCUUCAAGGCCAUUCUGACUCGGUCUCUGUGGUAGCCUUCUCGCCAGACAGCCAGCUGGUAGCAUCGGCAUCACUCGACAAAACUGUGCGGCUGUGGGAGACAGCGACGGGGUCGUGCCGCAGCACGCUUGAAGGCCAUUCUGACUCGGUCUCUGCGGUAGCCUUCUCGCCGGAUGGCCAGCUAGUAGCGUCGGCGUCACUCGACAACACUGUGCGGCUGUGGGAGACAGCGACGGGUUCUUGCCGCAGCACGCUUCAAGGCCAUUCUGACUCGGUCUCUGCAGUCGUCUUCUCACCAGACGGCCAACUAGUAGCAUCGGCAUCACUCGACAAAACUGUGCGGCUGUGGGAGACAGCGACGGAGUAUUGCCAAAGCACGCUUGAAGGCCAUUCUGGCUCGGUCUCUGCAGUCGCCUUCUCGCCAGACGGCCAACUAGUAGCAUCGGCAUCACUCGACAAAACUGUGCGGCUGUGGGAGACAGCGACGGGGUAUUGCCACAGCACGCUUGAAGGCCAUUCUGACUCGGUCUCUGCGGUAGCCUUCUCGCCGGACGGCCAGCUAGUAGCAUCGGCAUCACGCGACAACACUGUGCGGCUGUGGGAGACAGCGACGGGGUCGUGCCGCAGCACGCUUGAAGGCCAUUCUGGCUCGGUCUAUGCAGUAGCCUUCUCGCCAGACGGCCAGCUAGUAGCAUCGGCAUCACUCGACAACACUGUGCGACUGUGGGAGACAGCGACGGGGUCGUGCCGCAGCACGCUUCACGGCCAUUCUGGCUCGGUCUCUGCAGUAGCCUUCUCGCCAGACAGCCAGCUAGUAGCAUCGGCAUCAUUCGACAACACUGUGCGGCUGUGGGAGACAGCGAGUGGUGGUGCCGCAGCACGCUUGAAGGCCAUUCUGGCCCGGUCUAUGCAGUAGCCUUCUCGCCAGACAGCCAGCUAGUAGCAUCGGCAUCACUCGACAACACUGUGCGGCUGUGGGAGACAGCGACGGGUUCUUGUCGCAGCACACUUCAAGGCCAUUCUGACUCUGUCUCUGCGGUAGCCUUCUCACCAGACGGCCAG
Zopfia rhizophila CBS 207.26 is the source of this 3441-nucleotide messenger RNA. The record is from the annotation of a GenBank genome assembly. Lineage: Eukaryota; Fungi; Ascomycota; Dothideomycetes; Zopfiaceae.